AUGGCAGCAGACAAUUACGAAGCUGCAAUCACUUUGAUUGAUGAAGCUCAUGCUUUAGACCCAAACAUCAGCAUAAUAAAUGGCGAAAAUAUACCCUAUGAGCUUCACUACGCACAAAAGAUGACACAUUAUCUUUCUCUCCGCGCUCCGGAUGCUUCUCCUAUCCUCAAAGUUGCCGUGCGAGCACAACACUUUCGGCGCUGGGAGGUUCCACGAUCUUCUUAUCCUAUGACGAAACCUGGGUAUUUGAAUUGGAGAUCCUUUCUCAAGAAACGACAGGCUGAUCUUGCAUCUGCGAUAUGCAUUGGUUGUAAUUUUACAAGUGAGGAGGCGGAAGAAGUGGCUAGAUUGAUUCGGAAGGAGGAUCUGAAGAAAAAUGAGGAAACUCAAAUCUUGGAGGAUGUGGCUUGUCUUGUGUUUUUGGACGAUCAGUUUGAGGCUUUUGAGAAGGGUCACGAUGAAGAGAAGAUUGUUUCAAUUCUGAGAAAGACUUGA
Sclerotinia sclerotiorum 1980 UF-70 is the source of this 495-nucleotide messenger RNA. RefSeq lists its product as hypothetical. The transcript has a single exon. Bases 1 to 495 code for a protein of 164 amino acids. The record is from RefSeq and is a predicted model, not a curated record. Lineage: Eukaryota; Fungi; Ascomycota; Leotiomycetes; Helotiales; Sclerotiniaceae.